Chroicocephalus ridibundus (black-headed gull) is the source of this 3501-nucleotide messenger RNA. It is a transcript of the gene PHKG1, whose product is annotated as phosphorylase kinase catalytic subunit gamma 1. The record is from RefSeq and is a predicted model, not a curated record. Gene Ontology annotation, molecular function: ATP binding; phosphorylase kinase activity; calmodulin binding. The transcript is spliced from 11 exons. NCBI's taxonomy places the organism in Eukaryota, Metazoa, Chordata, Aves, Charadriiformes, Laridae. The coding region runs from base 286 to 1452 and encodes 388 amino acids. Gene Ontology annotation, biological process: protein phosphorylation; glycogen biosynthetic process. Gene Ontology annotation, cellular component: phosphorylase kinase complex.
CGCGGGGGGUGCCCGGGCUCUCCCCCCGCUCCUCCGCCUCACGCCCCGCCGUGCCAAGCCGCCUUACCCUUUAUUUUUGGCUCGGCGGAGCCGGGCGGCCCUGAGCCAGCAGCGGGACCGGCGGCAGCUCCCCCGCGUCGCCCGGCGGCGCCCAGGCCCCGCUCCCCGCCCGCCCGCCAUCGCCCGCCCCGGGCCCGGGGAAGGGAGCCAGGCUGCCCGCAGCGAGCCCCUCAGCCCCUUUCCGCCGGCACAGGAGCCCCGAGUGCCACCAGGCAGGAGCCAGAGAUGACCAAGGAAGACGACUUACCCGACUGGAACUCGUCCAAGGAGUUUUAUGAAAAAUAUGAGCCGAAGGAAGUUUUGGGCAGGGGGGUGAGCAGCGUCGUCCGUCGGUGCAUUCACAAAGCCACCCGGCAGGAAUAUGCCGUGAAGAUCAUCGACAUCACGGCGGGUAACAUAUCCCCCAAGGAGGUGCAGGAACUGCGAGAAGCCACCGCUAAAGAGAUCGACAUUCUCCGGAAAGUCUCGGGCCACCCCAACGUCAUCCAGCUGAAGGACAGCUAUGAAUCCAGCACCUUCUUCUUCUUGGUGUUUGACCUGAUGAAGAGAGGGGAGCUCUUCGACUACCUCACCGAGAAAGUCACCUUGAGCGAGAAGGAAACCAGGAAAAUCAUGCGCGCGCUGCUGGAAGUGAUCCAGUACCUCCACUCCAUCAACAUCGUCCACCGGGACCUGAAGCCGGAGAACAUCCUCCUGGACGACGACAUGAACAUUAAGCUGACGGACUUCGGCUUCUCCUGCCAGCUGCGCGAGAACGAGAAGCUCAAAGAGAUCUGCGGCACGCCUGGCUACCUGGCCCCCGAGAUCCUGCAGUGCUCCAUGGACGACGAGCACCAGGGCUACGGGAAGGAGGUCGACAUGUGGAGCACCGGGGUGAUCAUGUACACCUUGCUGGCCGGGUCACCUCCCUUCUGGCACCGCAAGCAGAUGCUGAUGCUGCGGAUGAUCAUGAACGGGGACUACCAGUUCGGCUCCCCGGAGUGGGACGACCGCUCGGACACCGUCAAGGACCUGAUCUCCCGGUUCCUGGUGGUGGACCCACGGCAGCGGUACACGGCCUGCGAGGCGCUGGCCCACCCCUUCUUCCAGCAGUACGAUGUGGAGGAGGUCCGGCACUUCAGCCCCUUCCGGAAAUUUAAGGUGAUCUGUCUGACCGUCCUGGCGUCCGUCCGUAUUUACUACCAGUACCGGCUGGUCAAGUCGGUCACCAGGGAGCUGGUGGUGCGGGACCCGUACGCCCUGAAGCCCGUCCGCAAGCUGAUCGACGCCUGCGCCUUCAGGACCUACCGGCACUGGGUGAAGAAGGGGGAGGCGCAGAACAGAGCCGCCCUCUUCGAGAACACCUGCAAGGCCAUUUUGCUGACCCUGGCAGCCGAGGAAGGGCUGUUUUGAUCGCCGCUGCGUAAGCCGAUGAGUUUACUCAGAGUUAAGACCCGUCUGCCGUGUCGAUCCACGAGGCACCUCUCAGGACCUGCAUCUUCUGAGCACGCUGCCUCGCCGAGAGCCCCGCAGCGCGGUACUCGGUCGCCGUCCACUCCCAGGUGUUCCCCAGCAGGUCGUACAGCCCUGAGACACCGACGGGUUCACAUCAGGAUUACAACAGCACAUUUUUAAGGGCUGCAAAAGCAUUUUGGUUUACGGGAGGGGGCGGGCAACAUUCAAAGCAUCACUGCAAGAGCGUGGUUUAAUGGUGAGACUGGGAAGCAGGAGCUCUUUGCUGGAUUUCAAACUGGCCCCAGUUUAGAACUGGACCUUUCAGGUGUCUCAUCGUUUCCCGUCUGCAUGAGGGCAUGGCAUCCGCCGCCCUCAAAACAACGUGCUCAGGAUUUUCAGGUAAAUCACACUGAAGUGCAAAAUAAGCGAUUUCUAAUUAGAAGCAGGGGCUGGUUUGGGACGUUGAAGUGCACCGGGUGCACGUCAGGCAACGUCAGCAACAACCACCAGCGCUCCUGCUGGGCUUGGUUAUUCCACCAAGAUGCUGAUGUGAUCCCACAUCGUAUCUGAAACUCCUCUACAACUACAGGAUUUUAUAAUCAGUGUUCAUUUAGGAAGCAGACACCAUGCCUAAAACUGGGGGGGGAUAUCUGGGAUCUGGGCCGUACCGUAGUUGUUCUGAGGAGGGAACGCUGCCACCGGAGAGACGCCGUGAUAACCGUCUUCAGCCGUGUCGGCCCUCGGGAACUUGCCCUGCAGGAAGAAAGAUCACUCCGAGCACAGAGCCGCCGCCGAGGCCACACGCAGUCCUGCUCUGCACAGGACCGCCCUACACUUAAAUAAUGGAAACAACUCUCUGUUGUAAAUUAACUCUACGCAGCGUUUCUGGCCGAGAGAGGAGAUCAACCAUCUAAAGUCCUCCCAAGACAACCUCCUUUUCAAACAAAUUUAUGUAUGAAUUCUUGGUUAUGUAGGAAUUUCUGGAAGCACUGAAAUCCCGGUUUCCCAGGGAAGCUGGGCUGAGUCUGCUCCCUCUAAAGCUGUUUUCGGGUAACUGACCAGGAGCCGGAUUUUGGCACCCUGCAGGUAAGGCAGCAUUGCUUCCCAGCACCACGCAGCCACCCACGCUCUGCGGUCAAGUUAAACACCACCCUCAGAGGAGCUCAGAGUAGACAGGAUGAUUUUUAGGAUCUUACCUGCCACAGAUUUGUGCGGUUCGGCUGAAACUUGUUUCCCCAGGGAUACACCCUCUCUGCCAAGGAGGAAGAGACACCCGUUACCCCUGUGUCAAUCCAGCCUCUGCAUUUCCCUAUUUUUAACCAGGCUUUUAGGACCGUCUUUUUCUGCCCAGCUCAGGACACUGAGGGGGGGUUACACGAACGGGGCUGGUCCGUCCAACCCCUACGGGCACUGCCAAGGAAGCGAGGAGAGACAGGAAUCAGCCACAGCUUCCCAUUUACAAACCAUCGCUCCCGCCGGGGCAUCCCACGCUCCCCCCAGUGAUGCCAGCACCAAUGUCGGGGGUCGCUCCUGGCCCCAAACCCAUGACAUGGUAUUUUUAUAGCUGGCAGAAGUGCUUUGUUUGGAUACAUCAAGACCAUAGAUAAGCCACUUUUUCUUGCUAUUAUUAUUACUAUUAUUAUUUCAACUCCCAGGCCAAAAGAGGUGGUUCAGCCCCAGAUUAACCUCUGAAAACAUCCCUGGAUGGAGGUUUGGAUCUGGUAGAACUACCACAACUCGACACUUCGGCUUGGAAGAAGGUGGGAGCUGGUGGUACGUACGCUCCAGUCCUCCCCUGGCAGCAAAUUCCCACUCCUCCUCCGCCGGGAGCCUCUUCCCUUUCCAGGCACAGAACGCCCGCGCGUCGUUCCAGCUCACGUGCAGCACCGGGUAAUCCAGCCUGUCCUUGAUGCUGGAGCCAGGACCCGAGGGCUGGGAGGAAUCGCAUCAAACAGAUUUUAAUUGAUUUUAUAAACUUUCCAAUUAAAAAGGGACUAAAGGACAGAA